AUGACAGCAUCCAAUCGUCAUAUGCACGAUGCAUUAAACCACGAGUUGCAAAGGGAACAACAGUACGACAUUGAAGCAUUGACCGAAACAGUUCGUACAAAUGUUCCACAAUUAAAUCAACAACAAAGAAUUGCGUACGACACUUUGAUAGAAGCUGUGAACAGUGGAUCUGGUGGAAUUUAUUUCCUUGAUGCUCCCGGAGGAACCGGAAAAACGUUCUUAAUUUCAUUGCUUUUGGCGAGGAUCAGAUCGCGAAAUGAUGUUGCUCUAGCGUUGGCUUCAUCUGGAAUAGCUGCGACUCUGCUAGAAGGCGGACGAACUGCGCAUUCUGCCUUGAAAUUACCAUUAAACAUGCAAAUCACGGAAACACCAAUUUGCAACAUCGCCAAAAAUAGCGCAAUGGCCAAGAUUCUACAGGUGAUUUUCGUUAGACUCUUCCAGUUAUUCCCCGAUCAACUGUUGCUGAUGAACUAA
Molecule: messenger RNA, 474 nt
Organism: Pieris macdunnoughi
Lineage: Eukaryota; Metazoa; Arthropoda; Insecta; Lepidoptera; Pieridae
Source: the annotation of a GenBank genome assembly